AACGCUCGCAGUUUUGACCUGCGUCAGAGCGCGUGCGCAUUCGCUAGUUUGCUCAGUUUCAGUGCAGUGAUGGCGUUUCUCGAAGGACCGUCGUUGAAGCAGGCGGAGGUGAUCAAGCAGGAGCUUGGGGAAGGGCCCGGGGACCUGGAGAGAGGGGUCCGGGACCUGCGAAGCAUGCUCGCCGCCUCGCCCUACUUGCCCGAGCCAGACAGCGUAGAAAAACAAGUUCUCGAGAUGUUCGUCCGAGGAUGCCGCAUGGAUUUGGAACGAGCAAGGAACAAAUUGAAAGCCUUCUUCCUCUCCCGGUCGCGCUUCCGAGAUCUCUACGAAUACACCUCCCUUAGCGUUCCUCCACUCAACGAGGUCUGCAAAUUCAUAGAUGUAGUCCCGUUACCAAAGUUGACUGAUGAGGGCUAUCGUAUAACGAUCGCACGAGUUCGUCCUGGGUAUUCGGAUAGCUCAGCUGACAUCACAGACGCCACUAGAGCAGUUCUACUCGUCAGUGACGUGCGAAUGCAUGAUGAAACGAUGAUUGCUGGUGACGUCUUCAUUUGGGAGGUAUCAAACGUUCGCGCGUCUCUCGCGGCAAAGGUGAUGGCAGCAGCAAGCGCAGUGCGGCGGAGUAUCUACCUGGCACAAGCGGCGUAUCCUCAGCGGAUGAAGAGGAUCCACGUGGUGGGAGCGCGCCCUUUCCUUGCUUCCUCACUUCAGCUGAUGCGCUCCUGUGUCAACGAGAAGGUCCGACGACGGUACUACAUCCAUUCUAAAGUCGAAGAGCUCUUGGAACACAUUCCAGCCAGGGUACUGCCUGAGGAAUGGGGUGGCCAGGAAGAAUCCAUCGACGCGUUAGCUCGGCGGUGGAGAAACCGAGUGGACGACCUCAGUGAUUACGUGAAAAACCUGAAAGAUUUAAGCAAUACGACUCCAGCGCCUAUUAUGGACAACGAUAUGUACGGCACAGUUGGUGCGUUCAGAAAACUCGAUAUCGAUUAACCAAAACCGUACCCGGACAUCACUGGUCGCGUUACACCCGCCAGCCGGGCUAGGAUGCACGCCGUGAUAAAAUCUUAUCGACGAUUUUAGACGGCAAAUGUAUGGGCCUAUCGCGUAAAAUCGAUAAAACGGCGUGAUAAAAGCUUAUCACGGCGCGCAUCCUAGGCCUACAGGAGAGUACCUUAGGAGAUUUUGUACUAUAUCAGAAAGAAGAGUUGAUACUUGCCGGUUUUAUUGUUGGUAAGGAGCAUUAUAGGAUUUGAGUUCUUCGCACAAACCAAAGAAUGUGCAAAAAUGCUCAAAAACAGCAAUAACUUACAACUGAGAGAAAGCCAUUUUUGAGCUUAACGUCUUAUUAUAUUAUUAUCAUUCUAUUUUUAAGAAAUAGCGUUAUUAUAGUAUUUAAAUCACUACUUGCCUAAUUAAGUUUAGGUAGGUAGGUAGGGUAAUUUGUAUUGUGAUACUGUUUUUGAUAGGAUAUUAAUUUUGUUGUAAAAUUGUUUGGUCAUAUGCGUGUAUCGACUGUGUGUGUACGUACACCUAUUGUUAAAUAAAUAAUUUAC
This is a messenger RNA of Ostrinia furnacalis (Asian corn borer), 1556 nucleotides long. RefSeq names its product retinol-binding protein pinta. Gene Ontology annotation, molecular function: phosphatidylinositol bisphosphate binding. The record is from RefSeq and is a predicted model, not a curated record. Gene Ontology annotation, cellular component: membrane. Lineage: Eukaryota; Metazoa; Arthropoda; Insecta; Lepidoptera; Crambidae. The coding region runs from base 70 to 993 and encodes 307 amino acids. The transcript is spliced from 5 exons.